AUGAAGAAAUGUGAGCAUCAAGCCCUACCUGCCGAUGUUCUCACAUCACGCUAUUCGACAGUUCUGCAAGCGGCUAAGCACUCCUUCACUCCAACGGGAACAAGGACAAUCGAGAUACUUCACGAUUAUCUGUAUGCAGCAUACUACAGUGCUGGAGAUCAUCGAUUGACAUGGAAUCUGGCCCUGGAGACUGUUAAUCUUGCCGAGACUCCCGGACUUAUGGGGGAACACACUACUUGGUGUCUUGCCAUACAAGGAGCUCUAGCAGUUGCAGAACUAGAAUUGGCCAUUAUUGACUUGGCCUGCACGACCUUGUCACGAGUAAACACGUUUAUUUCCAGCCCCGAACAUAAAUACUAG
Fusarium poae is the source of this 360-nucleotide messenger RNA. RefSeq lists its product as uncharacterized. Lineage: Eukaryota; Fungi; Ascomycota; Sordariomycetes; Hypocreales; Nectriaceae. The record is from RefSeq and is a predicted model, not a curated record. Bases 1 to 360 code for a protein of 119 amino acids. The transcript is spliced from 4 exons.